AUGGUUACAGUAUAUGGCGCGUUCAUCCAGUACAAAGUGAUUCAUUACCUCCGGUCUACAAACAUGAUAUAUUGUUAUGGAGGUGCCAAUCGUCAAGGAAAUUCAGGUCUUUCUAAUCAAACUUUAUCAUGGUUUGAUAGUGAAAUUUACAAUCAUCAUGUUUAUCUUGAUGUUUCCGAACCAUUGAAUGUGUCUGCUGCUAAUACUCAAUGGCAACCUGUUCCUCCACCCAGCAACAAUUUUCAACUGGAACCACGUUGUGAUUUUGCUAUGAUCAAUCAUAAUGAUACAGGAUAUACCAUCGUUGGUGGUGCUGGCCCUUCCAUUAAUCAUGGUGAUCAAAGUCUUGUCAAUAUCACUGUGGAUUACAAUGCAGAUUUGAAUAUCUGGGGUUCCAUCAAAAGCCUAAACGAUUCACAGCCCACAUUGAAUAUGUCCAUGGAAAUUCAAAUGUUUGGUACUCGUGGUGUUAAAAUCACUAACUCUCAAUAUAUGAUCGCUGGUGGUAUUCCUCCUAAUAAUAAUACCGUCAUUCAAUCAAACUCUAGUUAUGUCGAUGUCGAGGCAGAGGAUCCCACUUGGGCACAAAUGACUUCUUACACGAAUCCUAUUACAAGAGGUGGCAACUUGCUCCCAGAACCUUCUCGUGUUUACCGUGUUGCUCUAGCUACAAGCAGCAAUGGCAAUGUCUACUUAUUUGGUGGUACGCGCCCUAUGAAUGCCACAGAGAACUACGACUAUGUGAAUAACUUGGGUUAUUAUACUUUUGAUUCUCUGCUCGUAUUUUAUCCAUCUCAAAAUCAAACGUUCAACGUCAUUACACCAAGUAAUCCCGACAAUGCUCCCAGUAUUCGAGAACUCCACACCGUGACAAGUAUUCCAAAUACAAACAAGAUGCUUCUUUAUGGUGGUGUCAACGAUGGAGCCAAUUCUGACUUUUGUUAUACCUAUGAUACUGUAUCUGGACUUUGGAAUGUUGCCAAUUUUACCAAUGGCGAUGGUGCUGGACGUCGAUAUGGUCAUCAAGCAGUUAUGGUAGGCAAUGAUUUGCUUUAUAUUAUUGGAGGUAUCGAUAUCACCAACACUGUCCAAAACGAUGUACAUAUCUUGAAUGUCACCAGUAUGACAUGGUUGAAUGGAUCUUACACAAAUACUUAUGAUCAAAUGAACAGCGCCUCUUCAUCAAACAACAACAACAACAACAAUGGAAGUGGAUCAUCCUCUCUUAGUGGAGGUGCUAUUGCUGGAAUUGUUAUUGGUUGUGUCGCUGCUGUGGCUCUAGGUGCUGCGGCUGCUGUGAUCUUCUAUGCACAACGCAAAAAGAAGAAAUCGUUAUCAUCUGGCGCUGCUCCUGCUGGUUUUGCUCCUACCACUCCCUCGAUGACAAAGAAUACAAAGGAAUACAACAUGACGAAUAGUUCUGGAUCUCCAGCCAAUGAUGGCUCCACCACUCUUUAUGCAUCAAAUCCUACUGAAGGCACAUCUGGUCACGUUCCUACUCCUGGCACCAUAAAACCGAGCAAAUAA
Messenger RNA from Halteromyces radiatus, 1527 nucleotides. RefSeq lists its product as uncharacterized. Gene Ontology annotation, molecular function: protein binding. Lineage: Eukaryota; Fungi; Mucoromycota; Mucoromycetes; Mucorales; Cunninghamellaceae. Bases 1 to 1527 code for a protein of 508 amino acids. The record is from RefSeq and is a predicted model, not a curated record. The transcript is spliced from 9 exons.